CGACUAGCGCUGACAUUGCUGUGACGGCUAUCCGUACAGCUUCAGUAGUCGGCUAUCCAUUCUUGCGCCACGAAUCGUUUCUUAGCCAGCAGUCCCGCAUACAACCACAGAAAGCUGUCGGCCCGACUGUUAUAGCUGCUCCCCUUCGCCUGCUCUUCAUAUACACGCGCGACGAAGAGGAAGCCUUAACGUCAGCUCACGAGCGCCAGAGUAGCUGGCGAGGCAGCUAAAGGGCAGUUCUGCGUCUGCUGCCUGCGAGACAAAGCUGCAAGCGGAUCAUGUUUGGGCCCGGCCCAAGCGGAGCGCCUGUUGGACUCACUACAACGUAUCCCCCACAGCCGUAUGCUCCACAAUCAACAGGAGUGCCGCAGCCUCAGCACUCAUUUAACAUGGGACCCAGUAUACAGCCUCAGACUGCUCCUGGAAACGGAGCCGGUGCGAACAACGGCACAACCACGAUUUCUCGAAAGCGGCCUACAUCACCAAGCAAAGAGGUCGUUGGCGGGAGCGCUGGAGACAAGCGGGCACGUGGUGACGCUGGCCCCUCAAAUGCGAACAAGAGCAUCAAUCCGCAGCAUCAGAGUCAAGAAGACUACAACAAGCUUGUUAAAAGCGUCCAUGGACCGCUUCCCGAGACCGCUGCGUGGGGUGAUGAAGCGACAAAGCUCGAUGUGUACGUGUGGGACUACCUCACGCGGCGAGGGUUUCAUGGCUCUGCGAAGACGCUCGUGAGCGAGGCUGGGAUGGUAGAAAUUCCCCAGGUCCCUCUUCGCACCCCUCAAGGUCUCUUGUUCGAGUAUUGGGCAAUUUUCUGGGACGUUUUUGCCGCGCGCAAUGGGCGAGGGUCUGCUGAGGCCACCGCAUACCAUGAGUUCAGAGAACAGCAGCAAGAACGUCAGGUGGCGACAAGGCGCGUCGAGAGCCAAAUCGCUCAAGGUGUCCCUCCCCCAGAGACAGCUCGCUUCCCAAACAUCGUUGUCGGAGCAGGAGGGCAGCCACGGAGCUCCAUUGCUGGUGCGCCUUCAGCAGGUCCCAACGGUCUCGAUCACAACGCAGGACGGCCCAACAUCCCUGCUCUCGCUGCUUUGACUCCGCAGCAACAGCAAGCGCUACUGUUCAACGCUGCAGCCAGGUCGGGGCUCUCCCGAGAGGAAGCACUCGCUUUGGCGCCUCACACCAAGCUCGGACUGGUACAGGGUGCUUUGGCAAACGCUCGGCAAGGUAUGGAUGCUCAGAGUCGGAUGCAGCAAUCGCAGCAAAUGCUAGGCAGGCACUUGCAAGCCCAGCGUCAACAAGGUGCGGGCUCGCCAGUAGCUGGGGGUGCGACCUUGCCAGAGCACGCGGGUGGCUCCGCGAUGCAACGGCCAGGACAACCGCGACCUCCCCAAAUGCCAGGUAUGCAUAGCUCUCCAGUAUCGCAGCACUCAGGUAUGGGCUUGCCACCCGGCGUCAACGCGCCCCACAAUGCGCAAGGUGGUCCGAAUGUGGAUGGAAGGCGAUCAGUGGGUCCGAAUCAGACGCCUUCUUUACAGGGCAGUCAUCCCGGCACGCCGGCGCCGAAUCCGACGCAACAACUACUGCCGCCAGGUCUCUUGUCCCAUGGCGGUCUCCCUCUUUCGGCAUCGCAAUCCGACAUAGAGGGGCCUGACGGUCAGAGAUAUCCACUCUUGUCCAACCAGCAAAUGUUCUCCGUUAUAUCUCAAAAUUCUCUCUUGAUGCAGCAGGUACGGCAGCAGCAGCAACAACAACCGCCCCCCGGCCACGUGGUGGACGAGGCACAGCGUAGCAAGAACAUCGCAUCCUUGGAAGGAAGGCGUAAGCAUCUUGAAGCUAUGAUCAAGGCUCAGCCCAACCACCAGGAGCAUCUUAGGUUAUGGCAGGAAGGGCAGAUCCGACAGACCAAACAGGGCCAUGCCUCUCCCAUCUCCGCCGGAGGUGGCCCUCUGCACGGAAUGAACGGGAUGAUGCCAGGCGCGAACCCCGGCAAUCAGCCCGGUCAGCCACAGAGGGGACGCAUGACACCGGCUAUGGCGACCAGCGAUCCCAAUCUCAUGAUGAGCAUGAUGGGCGGAGGUGGUGGACCGAGUCCCUUGACGAAUGGUAUGCCAAGAGCCGGCCCACCAGGCUCCAAUUUCGCGCAACACGGCAUUAAUGCUUUCCCUAAUAUGCAGCAGAACGGGCCCUCGCGAGACGGCUACGGUCCACCGCACCAGAAUGGCCAGCCUCAGCUUGAUGGUGAAGAGGGUGCUCAGCAGCGUACGCAACCCGCUUUUGCGAAUCCCUUCGCAGCAGGACCGCAGCACCCUCAAGGACAGCAACAAGCGCAGUUUCAGCGACCGGGAGGAGCACCGCCAGGCGACGAUCCUCAGGGAAGCAAUAUGACGCAGGCCCAGCAUAGUCUUGGGCUUCCUGGCCAGCACCAAGGCGCUACGCCUGGGCCAAGCGGUCCACAAGGUCCACAGUUUGGUAUUCCCCAGACGCAACGACCCGGAAUGGCGCGCCAAGCAAGCGGAAUGGGACCACCCACAGUCCCUGCCGCCAGCCCACGUGCGCAACCUGGCAACGUUGGCGCCUCACCUGCUUCGACCACUGCUGGCGCGACACCCAAGGGACCCGCAGCAGAGAAGAAGAAAAAGGAAACAAGAGCGAGGAAAAACUCCAAAGCUGCAAAUAAAACACCAGUCAUCGGCUCGGCAAGUAUAGCGACUGGCGGCGCCGGAGCCAACGCUGCGACUCCGAUUGCGCCGACACCAGGCAGCUCGAGCAUACCAACGCCCGGACGCGAUGCGCUCGGCGCAGGCAUGCCUGACAAGGGCGGUCCGCUCGCUGCUGGCGGAGAUCCUACCAACUCAGAUCCUGCAGGUCAAGCACCGCAAGCGGGCGGAGCCCCCCAUCCAAUGGACUUCCUUGGGACGAACGCUGCAAACGGCCAAGGCAACGCGUCCUUCGACGCCUCCAAUCUGUUUUCGACCACCGCAGGGGCUACUGGCGCCAGUGGCCAGACAGAUUCAUCGGGCAACGUGGCGGACUUUUCCGCGAUCUUUGCAAACGACCUUGGAGAUAUGUUCGGCAUGGGCGACUUCGGCUCUGCCAUGGGUGGCGAGUCUAGUCAGACAGGCAAUGCGUCCCUCGCCAACACUACAGAUUGGGACUUUACAUCCGGCUUCUUCACCAAUGACGGCGCCUGACUCUCUUCGAACUGCGCACAGCACGGGGAGCGAAUCAGCAGGCCUGGCGGUUCGUCCACUCCCAGGCAAACACGACCACGAUUUGAUUUUCGCCUACAAUGGCGAUUUGCUUUGCCAAUACCAGCACUUUCGGCUCAACGACCUCUUCAAAAA
This is a messenger RNA of Ceraceosorus guamensis, 3341 nucleotides long. RefSeq lists its product as hypothetical. NCBI's taxonomy places the organism in Eukaryota, Fungi, Basidiomycota, Exobasidiomycetes, Ceraceosorales, Ceraceosoraceae. The transcript has 5 exons. The record is from RefSeq and is a predicted model, not a curated record. Gene Ontology annotation, molecular function: transcription corepressor activity; protein binding. Bases 279 to 3188 code for a protein of 969 amino acids.